Messenger RNA from Saccostrea cuccullata (small rock oyster), 806 nucleotides. RefSeq lists its product as uncharacterized. NCBI's taxonomy places the organism in Eukaryota, Metazoa, Mollusca, Bivalvia, Ostreida, Ostreidae. The annotation marks the transcript as partial. The transcript has 4 exons. The record is from RefSeq and is a predicted model, not a curated record.
UAACAUCCUGUGUAAUUCAUAUCUCAGUAUAUCGACAGCUAUUUAUUGUGGUAGGGGGUUUAAAGAAUAAUAGAACAGGGAAUACGCAAGGAAUGACAAAACAAUAUACCAUGUGAUACAUUUGUUGUUUUGAUGUACUCAUCCAUGACCAUAUUAAUAUUUAAAUACUUAACCGCACUACGAACGGGUGGAAAAGUCGAACUUUUAAAUUACGCAAGCCUAGGAUUUGUUUUAAAUAGAUCACAACUGUUUACUUUUUAACGCUUUAGUCAAGUAUGCGAGAUGUCUCGAGUCCUGAUCGUCAUGUUCGGGAUUGAUUUAGUUCAAGGACUGUUUCCAUUUACGGACUACAAUGUCCGUCUCCAGUUUAAUGAUGUCAAAGUUAAUGUUACACACUUAAGAGACAGAGAAAUACGAUCUGCUGAUUCAUCUGAACAAAGUGUCAUAUCCUUUUACAUCAAAGAUGAAUUAAUAGAAUUCAAACUAACAAGUAACAGGGGAUUACACAAAAACGUGCCAGUAUAUACAACUGAUAAUAAGGGCAGCGUAAAAAUACAGCAUUUAUCACAGCCGGAAAGUAAACAACAGGUCAAAUUUUAUCAAGAUGCUACAAAACAUAGAGCAGCUUUUAUUAUGAUACAAAAUUCUUCCUCACAAUGCAUGACAGGAGUGUUUUUACACAGAAAAAAUGAGUAUCUAAUUGAGCCAGAACCAAAAGCCUGUUUGUCUGACUCUGGCGGAGAUAUAAAAUACAAGGUUGUACAGUUAGACCAGACACGCCAUACCUUUUCAUCGAAUUCUGCCAA